GGAACAGUAAGACUGAUAAGUCACGACUACUACAUUGUAGUGGUACCUCCACUGUGUGUUCGUGGACUCACUUCUCAUACGAUUUUACAAAUAUCUAGUUGGGGGUCAAGGCCUCGGCAGCAAAAAAUCCAAAGACGCGAACAGCCUUCUCGGGGGAGCAAGAGUAUAAAAAAAAGGAAGGAUCCUUUUUACCGCUUCUUCCUUCAAGCGUUAGAAUGGCAGCCAGACCCUCAGCGACCCUUGAAUUGCGCAAUGGGGGACAGCAUGGCCCGGACUCGCAAUUCGCACACUGCAGUCCCCAGCCACCGGUCGCGGUAAAUGCAUGUGUGCACGAGUUAAUCGACAAGCGUUGCGAUCAGAGCCCCGAGGCGCCUGCAGUGUGUGCCUGCGACGGCAAUUUUACUUAUCGGGAGCUGCAAAGACAUGCCACAGCGCUGGGCCGACUGCUCUUGACUAGGGGCGUUGGCCCAGAAGUCAUCGUCCCGUUAUGCUUCCACAAAUCCCGCUGGACCCUUGUUGCGGUCCUAGGCGUACUACAUGCGGGAGGUGCUUUUGUCUUGCUAGAUCCAUCGCAUCCUAUGCAACGCCUGGAACUUAUUUGUCAAACGGUCAAUGCCGAGCUUAUUCUCGCGUCGCCUGAAACUGCGUCACGGGCCAAAGAUCUUGCUACGGAAGUGGUUGUUGUACACGAAGGGCUCGAAACGGAGAACGAGGCGAUGAGCGAUGGAAGGAUUGCUAGCGGUGUGACCCCAACCAAUGCAGCUUAUGCAAUGUUCACUUCAGGAACCACUGGGAAACCAAAAGGUGUGGUUAUCGAGCAUCGAUCUAUAUCAACAUCCUGCGUCGCCCAUGGAGCGGCCACUACCCUUACACAGACAUCACGGGUGCUACAAUUCGCCUCCUACGCCUUUGAUGCCUGUCUGUUAGAGGUUUUGACUCCCCUUGUGCAUGGCGCCUGUGUCUGCAUCCUAUCUGAGGAAGAGCGGCGAGGAGACCUGGUCGGCGCUCUGCGCCGUUACGGAGUCAACACGGCUUUUUUAACGCCAUCAGUCGCUCGUUCCCUAGAUCCCAUAGACCUUCCGAUGUUGAAAACCGUCAUUUUCACCGGAGAAGCAAUGAACCAGAACGAUAUUGACCGAUGGACGCCGCAAGUGGACUCAAUUAAUGCGUACGGACCGGCCGAAUGUGCCAUCCUGUCUUGCAUAACCAAUAUCAGGAGGCCAACGGAUAUCCCCACCGUGAUCGGCCGUGCGGUCGGAGGCAGCUGUUGGGUCGUUGAUGAAAAUAAUGUUGAAGUCCUCCGCCCUGUUGGGGAGAUCGGGGAACUGCUGAUCGAGGGGCCUAUCGUCGGCCGAGGGUAUAUCGGGAACCGCCAAAGCACGGCAGCUGCGUUCGUCAGUCGACCCCAAUGGCUGAAGGAGUUAUGGCCAGAAGUCACGGGACACGUAUAUAGAACGGGUGAUCUCGCUCGCUGCCACAACGAUGGGUUGAUAGAAUGCUUGGGUCGUAAGGACUCCCAGCUGAAGCUCAACGGUCAACGCAUGGAGGCGGCUGAGAUCGAACAUCAUCUCCAACAGCAUCUACCAACGGGAAAUCUCGCAGUAGAUAUUAUUCAACCAAAGGAUGACCCAGACUCUCAUCUACUGGCCGCGUUUGUAGCGGUAGAGCGAAUGGGUGGAAUGGGUACAGAGGUCCACCUGACUGGGGCGAGCGACGAGUUUCGCGAGCUCACCCGCACGGUGCAAGGCAAGCUGCAUGAGAAGCUCCCACGAUAUAUGGUUCCAUCUAUCUUUUUGCCCGUGUCCCAGAUGCCUCUGAGUAUCAAUGGUAAAUUGAACCGCGGUUUCCUUCGCCAGCUAGGUAAUUCUAAAACACGCCAAGAGCUACAGCAGUCGAAGCUGGAGGCACCUGUCAAGAGAUCGACGCGCAAUCCUGCUGAAAAGAUCAUCCAGUGCCUGUGGGCUGAUGUUCUUCAAAUCCCAGCCAAUGAGAUUGGAAUUGAUGAUAACUUCUGGGAGCUGGGCGGAAGCUCGAUCCGCGCCAUGAGACUGGCUGCACUGGUGCUACGAAAGGGCUUCAAACUGACGGUGCAUGAUAUCUGGACAUCUGCAAGCUUGAAAGAAAUGGCGGCAAGCCUGCGCGGACACUCGCCAUUAGCUGGAGAUUGUUCCUCGUUCGCGCUUUGUGGGAAUGCGAGCCAACGAGAAGAGCUGAUGGAGACGCUCGUACGGUAUGAUAUUCAGCGAUCAGAGGUCGAAGAUGUCUACCCAUGUACGCAACUACAGCAGGGUCUCUUUUCCCAAACGGCAAAGCGGUUCGGCGCAUAUACACUAAUCCACAGAUUUACAUUGAUGAUGAACGUUGAUCUUGAGCGGUUCAGGCACGCCUGGGAGAAGACAAUCGAAGCCAAUCCAAUCCUGCGGACACGUAUUAUUCCCAGCAAGACCAGUGGGUUUUGGCAAGCUGUGAUCCAGGGGCAAAUUCCAUGGGAGACCAGGGAGAUAGAUGAUAAGAUUCCCGAACAGUGGAGAGACUGGAAAAUGGGGGAACGACUUGUGCGAUUGGCAUUGAGUCAUUCAAACUCCCCACACUGUCCAGUCUUCUUUACACUGGUUAUUCACCAUGCUCUGAUUGAAGAUUGGGCGCUGCAUCUAAUCCUGCAGCAGGCCAACGCGGCAUACAACGGACAAACAUUGGAACGAAGACCCUUCAGUCACUUUGUGCAAUUUUUGGAUUCUCAGUCUCAGGCAGAGCUGGAAAACCACUGGAGACGACGUUUAACAGAUCCGAACGCAACGGCCUUUCCAAAACUCCCGUCGCCACGAUACAUUCCUGUGCCGACGGCUUCAACGACGUUCAACAUCCAUCUGCCCUUGCAACGUUUUGGGCGCCAAUCGAACGUGCCCAGCAAGGUUAUGCUAGCGUGGGGUCUGCUAGUUGCACAUUAUACCGGCAAUUGGGACGUGGUUUUUGGGCUAACGGUCGCUGGCCGCGGUGCAAGCAUCCAGGGAAUUGAGAGCAUGACCGGCCCCACCAUUGCGACUAUUCCUAUGCGGUUGCUUCUCAACCCCAGGGCAACGGUCGCGGAUUCUCUGAGAAGGAUACAGACACAAUCUGCCGAGGACAUGCCUUUUGAACAAAUUGGUCUCCAACGUACGAGCCAGCUAGACCCCAAAUAUACCAUCUACAACGAAUUUCAAAGUCACCUCGUCAUUCAGCCAGACGAAAGUGAAUACACUCUGCCGCCCUUAUUCUCAGGGCACCUCGAGGAGACGAAACUGUCAGAUGUGAGCUCCUACGCAAUCAACAUGUCGAUCAAGCAAUCCACAAGCGCCCUGAACUUGAGCGUCACGUUCGAUCCAGCUGUAGUCGAGGAGACACAAAUAAAUCGAAUGAUCUCUCAGUUUGAUCACAUCCUCCACCAGCUGCAUCACAAAUACGAUGACCAAAUCGGCAACAUCCAGGCUAUCAGCCCGUCGGAUAUGAAGGAGCUGCGAGAAUGGAAUGGUCAACAAUGGAAUCCAAUUGACCAGUGUGCGCCCGAGCUCAUUUACCAGCGUAGCUUGAACCAACUAGAUGCACCGGCAAUCUGCGCAUGGGAUGGCGAUUUUACCUAUCGUGAACUGGAAACGUACGCGGAACACCUGGCAAAACGAUUAGCAUGUCUAGGUGUGAAACCCGAGAGCUUUGUAGCGCUGUGCUUUGAGAAGUCUCGCUGGGUCAAUGUCGCCAUUCUGGCGGUCAUGAAAGCAGGUGGAGCUUUUUCUCUGCUUGAUAGCUCCUUUCCCAUGGAUCGGCUUCGACAGAUAUGCGGCCAACUUCAGGCGUCGGUCAUCGUUUGCUCGACGGCCAAAACGUCUGUUGCGCGUAACCUGGGUAUUGGUGAGGUUGUCGCUGUUGGUUCCAACGAAACAGAAUGGAUGUCUACGUGUCAGAAGCAGCCGUUGAUUCCUCCGUCACCCGAUAACACGAUGUAUGUCGUGUUCACUUCCGGGUCAACGGGCAAUCCGAAAGGCGUUGUGAUGACAUACGGCAGUUGGUACAGUGGGGCGAAGGCCUACUGUCAGAAAAUACGUCUCAAUCAGCAUUCCCGCGUGCUACAGUUCUCCGGCUACGCCUUCGAUGCAAGUGUCUCUGACAGCGUCCUGCCUCUCAUAGUGGGUGGCUGUAUCUGUAUUCCGUCUGAAAGUGACCGAAUCUCCAACCUCCCGGGCACCAUUACUGCCCUCCGGGCUAACUGGGUCUUACUUACGCCAUCAAUAGCGCGUAUACUAAGCCCGGAGUCUGUGCCCUCUUUACAGACACUGGUCCUUGGAGGUGAAACAAUGACCUCCGGGGACAUUGAACAGUGGUCGCCUUAUCUGCAUCUCAUCCAGGUUUACGCCCCUGCCGAAUGCGCCGUGAUAAUGUGUGUACAGGAAAUGCGAAAAGGCACAACACCCACCAAUAUUGGCAAAUCCUUUGGAUCCACCGGCUGGAUCAUCGACCCAGACGAUUCGACACGCCUGUCCCCUGUUGGAGCUGUUGGUGAACUACUCGUCGAAGGUCCAGUCAUAGCGCGUGGGUAUCUGAAUGAGCCGCACAAAUCGGAGGCCUUUAUUGAAAACCCUCCCUGGCUACACACCUUUCGAAAUGCGCCUUGCAGAUUGUACAAGACUGGUGACCUGGUUCAAUAUACUGCUAGCGGUGAGUUCUCGAUCGUGGGCCGCAAGGACACUCAGAUCAAGCUGCGGGGACAAAGGGUGGAGAUAGCGGAGGUUGAACAUCACUUACGGUGCUGCUUCCCUCACGCCGAUCAAGUGGCCGUCGAACUUAUCUUAGCUCAAGCUAGUGGAGACCCAUUGCUGGCCGGCUUCAUCUGUGAAACGUCUGUAGAGAGUGAGAGUAUAUUCCAAGCGGACAACGAGGGUUUCCGUGCAGCCGUGGCCAUUGCGCUAUCGCAACUCGAAGCUGCUCUACCGACGUUUAUGGUCCCAGCCGUGCUCAUUCCGGUGAAUAGUCUCCCUAUAUCGGCCACGGGAAAGCUCAAUCGGCGGGAACUGCGUGCACGAGCCAGCGAGCUGGGAGCGGAACAGCUUGAUACAUUCAGGAUGGCGGAGAGGCGACCUUUUCGAGAGCCAACGACGCAAAUGCAGAGGAAGCUACAACGAGCCUUUGCUGAGGUCCUGUCGUUGCCUCAAAAUGAGGUCAGUAUUGAUGAUCACUUCUUCCGACGAGGGGGCGACUCCCUCUCGGCCAUGAGGCUGGUUGCCCUUGUCCGCGAAGCUGGGUGCACUCUCAGCGUUGGAGACGUUUUCACACGCCCGAGGAUUGUAGAUUUAGCAGAGAAUAUGGGAUUCCAGAAAAACACACCUGUUGACGAGCCUCUACCUUUUAGUCUGGGUCCAGACCCAGAGUUGCGGCAGCAUAUACUGACGGCGCUUCUGGAACAAUCUGACCUCAGCCACGACCAGAUUGAAGACCUUUAUCCAUGCACACCAAUGCAGGAAGGGUUAAUGGCAUUGAGUCUAAAAGACCCAGGCAAAUAUGUGGCACAAUUUGUUUACGAGUUUGUCCCGGGUACUGACGAGGCUCGUUUCCGGGCCGCAAUUGAUACAACAGUGGCUGCGAACCCUAUUCUCCGGACACGCCUCGCCCAGGGAUCCACAGGGAGCUUUCAAGUCGUGGUGCGGGAUUUACCCCGUUGGGAGGUCUACGGCAGCCAACAGGAAUACGAGAGAAACUAUCAGACACCGGUAAUGGGUCCAAACGCAUGUCUGAUGCAGCCGACACUGAUAAAACACCCCCCUCGGUUUGUUUUGACCAUCCAUCACGCGCUCUAUGAUGGAUGGACGCUCCCUCUGCUCUGGGAUCAGAUCGACGCCGCAUAUGGGGGGCAACAGCUCGUGCGCCAACCAUUCUCCUCAUUUAUAUCUUAUUUGCAACAGGUUGAAGACUCAACCGCUUUCUGGGCAGACGUGUUCAAUGGGCUGAACGUGGCCAUCUUUCCAAGUCUCCCAUCCCCUGCCUACAAUCCCCAGGCGAACUUGGCAGUUGGUCGCGAGAUUCCGCUGACCCCCCGUGCUAACAUGGACUUUACAUUGACAAUCGCGAUCCAGUUGGCCUGGGGUAUCAUUCUGUCUUACUACACGGACAGUGAUGAUCUUGUCUACGGACUUACCCUCAGUGGUCGCAGUGCACCCGUAUUUGGGAUUGAGCGGUUCACAGGACCGACCAUGACCACUGUGCCAUUCCGCAUGCAAUUGGACCCAAGCCAGUCCAUCCAACACCAUGUGACUUGGAUCCAGCAGAAACUGGCGGCGAUGAUGCUCCACGAGCAGACCGGCCUGAGGAAGAUACAAUCCGCCAGCGAUGAUGCUGCACGAGCGUGCCAGUUCCAGAAUCAACUCAUCAUCCAGCCGCCCGCAGGGUCCAAGAGGACCGGACCCGCCACCGAGGUGAAAUCGCAAGACGAAAACUACCGUGCAUUUGCCAGUUAUGGUAUCGUUGUGAUUUGCAACCUUCCUAAGGAUCAGGAUCGGCCCUUGGAAAUCACCGCUCUUUAUGACAAAACGAUGAUGGACCACUCCACGAUGAAGAGAAUGGUUGAACAAUUUGAGUGUGUCCUUCGCCAAAUUGUGUCGUCGCCCUCAGAUGUUGCCGUGCAAGAUGUUUCUCCACUUAGUCCGUCCGACUGGCAACAGCUGGCUGGCUGGAAUGCAAUGCUGCCGUCUACCAAGGAGCGUUGUUUGCAUAAGUUGGUUGGCGACUCCUGUGCUUCACAGCCGGAGAAGGUGGCUGUUUCCGCCUGGGACGGUAACUUUACAUUCGGGGAGGUAGCUUCCUGGUCUUCUCGGAUUGCUUCUUUUCUUGUGGCCCGGGGUUUGCGCGAAGCAUCCGUUGUACCCGUAUGUCUGGAACGGUCGAAAUGGUCGAUUGUCACCAUGCUUGCUGUGCUACGCACUGGGGCAACUGUGGUCUGUGUCGACUGCAAUUUGCCCCCGGCGAGGGUACGGGAUAUCGUGGACCAAGUCAAGCCACAGAUGAUAAUUGCGUCUACGGAUACAAUGAAGACGUUCGAGGGAUGUGCAGUCACCGUACUCACUGUCCCGUUUGAAGACUUACCUCCCGACCACCAAUCCAUUUCCGUGAAUGUGGAACCCGCCAGUUUGGCCUUUAUCUUGUUUACAUCCGGCUCAUCUGGCCGCCCAAAAGGCAUAAUGAUGGAACAUCGCCAGAUCUCCACCGGCAUUCGGGAUCACAGCGGACCACUUAACAUUACCUCGUCAAGUCGAGCGCUCCACUUUGCAUCCUAUGCCUUUGACCUUAUCUUGGCUGAGAUCUUCACCACGCUUGUGAUGGGGGGCACCGUCUGCGUGCCAUCUGAGGCUGACAGGAUGAAUGGCCUGGAACGGUUUAUCGCAGAAAAGCAAGUCAACUGGGCCAUCCUGACCCCUUCCAUGCUCGGCAUACUUGAUCCAGGCCGUGUUCCCAGUCUACAGACUGUUGUAUCGGCUGGUGAAGCAAUGAGUCGCAGCGUGGCCCAGCGUUGGGCUCCUUGCGUGAUGCUAAUCAACGGGUAUGGCCCCGCGGAAACGACCGUCGUCUGUGCUGCCGGGCAAGUCAUCCAGCAAUUCUCAGACCGGGCCGACGGCACGAUUGGGAGAGUCCACGGGGGAGCCGGCUGGGUGACGGUUCCCUCGGACCCGACACGGUUAGCCCCCCUGGGUGCGGUGGGCGAGUUGCUCAUCGAAGGCCCUGCUGUGACGAGAGGCUAUCUGAACAAUUCGGAGGCGACGACAGCCGCGUUCAUUGAUGCACCGGAAUGGCUGGUACGCUGGCGUCAGGGCAAGCCUUGUCGACUCUAUCGAACCGGUGACUUGGUUGCGCUAAACGACGAUGGAUCCAUCCGGUACAUUGGUCGCAGGGAUACACAGGUGAAAUUGCGAGGCCAGAGGAUCGAACUGGGGGAGAUCGAGCAUCAUGUAAAUCAGUAUACUGGCGGUGGCACCGGAGUUGUCGACGUGGCGAACGUGGCUGGCUCCUCCGUGCUGUUUGCUUGUAUUAUCCACGGUCAUAAAUUGCCCAGUCACCUCCUAGAAGGUUCAGGGGCUGCCUGGGAGCUCUUCGAGCUCCCCACAGAUGCCUUCCGAGAGACUGCCCGUACGCUACACCACCGGCUGUGCGAGUCACUUCCGUCAUAUAUGGUUCCAUCGCUACUUCUGCCUCUAAGGAGCGUACCCACAACAGCGAGUGGAAAGACCGAUCGUUGUCGCAUCCAGGAAGCGGUAGAAGCUCUGUCUCUCUCCGACAUGCAGGCGUAUGCUUCAACAGCACCUCCCGUCCGAAGACAGCCAACCAGCCCAGAAGAAGCGGCAAUCCAGCAAGUGUGGGCAAGCGUACUAAACACCGCACUUGAGGCAGUCGGUGUGGACGACAGCUUCCUCUCGGUGGGUGGGGACUCGAUAAGCGCGAUGCAGCUCGUCAUGCAACUGAACAGUAUCGGCAUCCGCACGACGGUGCAGGCCAUCUUCCAACAGAAGACCAUUGCGAGACUAGCCACCACCGUUGUCGACACACCCAAAGCAGUCACGAGCGAGCGGACGGUCUACACGCCCUUUAGUCUGUCGCCCACGCGAUAUUAUUCCGAGUUGGACACCCUCCUGCAGUCUGCUCUGCCGCAGAGCGGGCUAUCCAGCACUGACGUCGAGGACUUGUAUCCACUCUCGCCAAUUCAGCAGGGAAUGUUGAUCAGUCAAUCUCGUGCGAAUGAUGUGUAUAACAAUCGCUUUUUUCUCAUGGUCACCGCGAACGGUGAUUCCCACACCGUCGCAGCUGAUAGGCUUGUUGCCGCCUGGCAUCAGGUCGUCACACGCCAUCCAAUGCUGCGAUCAUGCAUCGUACCGAACAACUUAUCGAGUGGGGCUGACCUGCAGCUCGUGCACCGCACCAUCCCGAGAACGAUGAUUACCACCAUCCUGCCUCCUCGUCCUGACCCGAUGGCAGCACUCCAACACACGCGCCAUACCACUGCCGCGCACGAUGGGCAACCGCCCCACCACCUGACGCUGUGUCCGUCGUCCCAAAAAGGCGAAAUUGGGCUCCUGCUCGAGAUUAGCCAUCUACUGACGGAUGGGGCAUCAUUCGGAAUCCUCCUCCGUGAUCUGAUCGAUGCUUAUGACGGGCGGUUACCCAUCGGUGCGCUUGCAUCGUAUUCCACAUAUGUCGCCUACUGGCAGUCAUUGAGCAUGACAGUCAAUCAAACCUACUGGACAGAUUACCUGCACGAUAUUCCCACCUGUCUCAUGCCAGCAUCCAAGGUCAUAUCUCCGCCAGUGUCGGGGGGACGCUCCCUUCGCAGCAUCAAAGUCGAUCUCGGAAGCACAAGCGAUCUCCGCCGGCUGUCGACCAAUCAUGAUGUGACGCUAGCUACAUUAAUACAUGUAGCCUGGGGUCUCGUCUUGCGAUCAUACACGGGGUCCGAUGAGAUAUGCUUUGGCUAUGCUAACUCGGGGCGCGACGUGGCGGAUGUACCCGGCAUUGUCGACGCCGUGGGCCCCUUCGUCACUAUUCUCGUCUGUCGAAUGCGACUGACUCCCGGUAACAAUAUCCAUGCACUGGCGCGUUUGGUGCAGGAGGAUUUGAUCCGGAAUGCCCACCACCAGCAUGUUGCGCUAGGUGACAUUUAUCGUGACGUCGGCCGUUCGAAUAUGCCUCUCUUUAACACCGUGUUAUCUUUCACCAAUCAAAAACCGGUGAGGCAAGACGGCUCUAUCCUGUUAAAGAUGGUGAGUGAAGAUGGUGCGAACGAGUAUGACCUCAACGCGGGUGUGGUGGUCGGUGAGCAUCAGAUCUCUAUCACCCUGGACUACUGGUCUUCUUUUUUGUCCGACCAACAGGCGACCAUGAUAAUGGAUACUUUCGAGCACACCAUCCACCAACUCGAGGCCGACAUUCCCGAGCGGACCAUUGGUCAGAUGGGAAUGCUCGGCCCGGCCGGAAGAAGGUUUAUAGAGGCCUCGAACCGCCAUCUGCCACCACCAGGAGUCAACUGCCGCGUGCAUGACCUGGUCUCACAACGCUGCCGGGCGCAGCCGGAUGCUCUCGCAGUCUGCUCUCACGAUGGAAAACUCACCUACGAGGCCCUCGAAACCCUGGCAUUGGAUCUAGCGCAGCACCUCGCGCGUGAUUACGGUAUUGGCCCUACGAUGUUUGUCCCCAUCUGCUGUGAGAAAUCACACUGGGUUGUGAUAUCCAUACUCGCAAUCCUAAAAACAGGGGCAGCCUUUGUUCUCAUGGACCCCACACAUCCGCGCGAGCGGCUUGAAGAUAUCUGCCGGCAGGUUAAGGCCCCCUUGGUCAUGGUAUCGAAGGCUCAGAUGGUGAAGGCGGAGACACUCGCCCCGCGGAGCCUAGUUAUCGGAGGACCCGAUGCCGCGUGGUCUACGGCAGAAGUGACACCUAUCAUGAAGACAGUCUCACCAGAAGACCCUGCCUAUGUAAUAUUCACGUCUGGCUCAACGGGCCGAGCCAAGGGAGUUGUGAUAUCACAUUCAAAUAUGUGUACAAAUGCAACGACCAACGGAUCCCACAUUGGAAUCAAACCCUUCUCCCGGGUUCUGCAGUUCUCGUCAUACGCCUUUGACGCCAGUGUCCUGGAGCUGUUGUUUACCCUGCUUGCUGGGGGAUGUAUCUGUAUCCCCUCCGACGCGGAGCGCGUGGGCGAUCUUGAGGGGGCCAUCAACCGGCUCGAAGCGAAUUGGGCAUGUUUAACACCUUCUGUGGCGCGAGUGAUAGAGCCGACAAAGGUCCCCAGUAUUCGUACCCUCCUAUUGGUGGGAGAAUCUGUGGCACCGGGGGAUGUCACCAAAUGGAAACCGUUUGUGGAGCUGCAUGUCGGUUAUGGCCCUGCAGAAUGUGCCAUUAUAAGCACCGCGCGUCCCCGCUUACAGGACGUUAAUGACGUGACCAAUAUCGGGCACGCAUUUGGCAGUGCGGCCUGGAUUACCGAUGCCGCGGACCCUUCGGUACUGGCGCCGGUGGGUGCCGUCGGUGAGCUCAUCAUCGAGGGCCCGAUUGUAAGCACAACGGGCUAUUUGGAUACCAGCGAUACUUCAGCGCAAGAUGCCUUCAUACCCCCUCCCGCCUGGUUAGGUCAGGUAUGUGCCCAGGACGGACGGGAGCCCGGGUGCCUCUAUCGCACGGGAGAUCUCGUCCAGUAUGAGCCGGCAGACGGGUCCAUGAGAUACAUUGGCCGCCGGGAUACACAGGUAAAGUUGCGCGGGCAGCGAAUCGAACUGGCGGAGAUCGAAUUCCAUCUACGUCGCGGCUUCCCGUCAGCCAACAUCGAUGUAGUCGCCGACGUUUUGAGCAUUAGACAGAGACCCUCUAUGCUUGUGGCCUUCGUUUCGGAACCUCAGAAGAUUUCCGGCUUGACAAUAGAGGAAGACGGCCUCAUCGGCGUGUGCGAUGCUUCCUUCCAAAGGGCGAUCACCGCGGCUGUGAGGCACCUAGACCAGGUUUUGCCAGUGUUCAUGGUUCCCAGUACCUUCAUUCCUGUUCGACGUAUCCCACUGAGCCAUACUGGCAAGGUCGAUCGUCGUUCUCUUCGCGCAGUAGCCGAAGGUCUUUCGGAGAAUUUCUUGAAUGGAUGUAUGGCCAUCUCGGAGGAGUCCACCACUGAAGAUCUGCCGAUUACUCCGGCUGAACACGCGUUCCAACUCUUGUUCGCCGAUGUCUUCAACCUGGAGAACGUGAAAUCCAUUCGCAGGGAUGAUCACUUUUUUCGUCUUGGCGGCGACUCGAUCCUUGCAAUGGCGUUGAUUCCCAAAGCCCGAGAGGCAGGAUAUGUCAUCACUAUGGCUGAUUGUUUCCAACAUCCCAGGCUGCGCGACCUGGCUCAAGCGGCACGAUUGACACACAAAGGUCCUACGCACGAUGCGGUCAGGCCUUUUGCGCUCAUUCCCAACGCUGGAUCCAGCGACUUGGCCCGUUUUGCAGCGACCUGCUGCGGUGUCCCCAUUGCCGAUGUCCAGGAUAUAUACCCCUGUACCCCAAUGCAAGAGGGGCUGAUGGCUCUUUCCACCAAGUCGACUAGAACAGUAAACCCCUACGUCGUGACCUUUCGGUACAACCUCGACUCUCACGUUGAUCUCGACCGCUUCCAGGCUGCCUGGGGAGCGACUGCAGCAGCAAACCCGAUCCUUCGCACGCGCAUGAUCCAAUCAGAUCACCCUCCUGGCACGUGGCAAGUGGUCAUAGCUAAGUCUCCCCAGUUUCGCCAUUUCAACAGCCGGGUGGAACAUAGUCGGUACCUCGAAGCACAGCCCUGGGGUCUUGGAGAGCGCCUAGUGGAACUUGCUCUAGUCAAUUCCGGACCGAACGGUGCAGUGCAAUUUCACCUCACGAUACAUCACGCUGUAUACGAUGGGUGGUCGAUCCCUGCUCUGUGGCGUCAGGUCAUCCAAAGCUAUCAUGAACCCUCUACGCCUCUACUUCCGCGAUCGCUGAGUCCUUUUAUUCAAUACGUGCAACGGCAAUUGGAAGAAGCGGCUGCACACUGGCGCGCUGAAUUUUCGCACCUCCAUGCGCCCGUUUGGCCGACCCUACCCUUGACACAACGGGGACGCGCAGCACCCACGUACUGCUCGAUACGCCGAACAUUGGCAAAUUCUAUUUCCGGCACGGGGUUGGAAUUUACCACAACCAGCGUGGUCCACCUCGCAUGGGCACUGCUGAUGAGCUGCUACACUGACUCGGACGAUGUUGUGUUCGGUGCCAUACUCAAUGGCCGCAGGGCACCUGUGGUCGGAAUUGAAGAUAUGACUGGGCCAGCGAUUACAACACUCCCCUUGCGAGUUCGUCUUGGUCUUAAUACUGAUACAGUCGCGGAAUCCCUGUCUACUAUCCAGGCGCAAGCAGUGACACGCAUUCCCUUUGAACAAUUCGGUCUGCAGAAUAUACGACAUCUAAGUAGCGAGGCUGAUCAGGCAUGCCAGUUCCAGUGUCACCUGGGUAUACAGACUUCCCACCUGACAUCAGACGUACAAGAGGGGUCCAACUUGUUUGAGCUCAUUGAUUCUGACUAUGACAAUCUUGUCGCGUUCUCCGAAUAUGCAUUGAUGGUUAUCUGCCAUUUGGACGCCGCUGACAAGUCCACUGUUACCGUGGAAAUCAACUAUAACGAGCUGGUCGUUUCGCCCGUCAUGGCAGGAACAAUCCUUGGGCAGUUUUCUCACCUGCUGCAGCAACUUCCCCGAAAUCUGCAAACUCCAUUAUCCCAGCUUGAUCUGGUUAGCGAUGAAGAUCGGCGUCAGCUGCAUGAAUGGAACCAUAGUGUACCGCCCUCGCAUGAUGUCUGUCUUCAUGAUUUUGUCCUCCGGCAUACGGUCACAACGCCGAACGCAACGGCUGUGUCUGCUUGGGAUGGCGACCUUACCUAUGCACAGUUAGAUGUUCUUUCUCAAGAUAUGGCCAGUCAGCUACGAUAUCUUGGAGUGCGAUCGGGCUCACUAGUACCAUUGUGCAUGCAGAAAUCCAAAUGGGCAGUAAUCACGAUGCUAUCCGUUCUCAGAGCCGGGGGGGCGUGUGUCCUGCUAGACGCCGGCCAUCCGGUUGAAUAUAUUAAAAGUAUCAUUGGACGAGUGCAGGCAAAUCUCGUCCUAACUUCUCCAGCUACCAGGCACCUUAUACAAGUCAAAAGCGAUAUCCGGGUCGAAACUGUCCCACUUCAAAGUCCCGAAUCGGCAGCAGCCGACAGCUCAUGGCUACCCCCUUCAUGCAACGAUACCGCAUUUGUUAUCUUCACCUCGGGGAGCACCGGUCAGCCUAAGGGGAUUCUCAUGGAACACUCCCACCUCUGCACUAGCAUUCGGGCCCACACGCCGGGCAUGGAGAUUACUUCAUCCAGCCGCACUCUGCACUUUGCCUCGUACGCUUUUGACGCCAGCAUUUAUGAGCUAUUUACUACCCUUUGCAACGGCGGCUGCGUCUGCAUCCCCUCGGACACAGACCGUUUGAGCAAUCUAGCUAGCUAUAUCCGGGCAGCGAAUGUAACGUAUGCUAUCAUGGCUCCGUCGCUAGUCAAUCGUUUACUGCGACCAGACGAGGUUCCUAAUUUGGAAGUCGUGUCUCUCGGUGGGGAAGCUGUCACGCAGGACAUCGUCGACACCUGGACAGGUCGUUUCACCGUGGUCAACGGAUAUGGGCCGGCAGAGGCCACCAUCUGCGCAGUCAGCCGCAUCGAUCCCGCGAACUGGCCCGUAGGGAAGAUUGGGCCGGUCACCGGCGGUGUGGGCUGGAUCACAACCCCAUCGGAUGUUUCACGUCUCGCCCCUAUCGGUGCUGUAGGAGAAUUGCUUAUCGAGGGUCCCAUCGUCACCCGCGGGUACCUCAAUGACCCCGAGCGGACCGCUGCAGCCUAUAUCCCGGCUCCUGACUGGCUGGCCGAUAUUCGCGGACUCGGGCCUGGGGAUCACAACAAGAUUCGCCUCUAUCGCACGGGCGAUCUCAUGCAAUAUACGAACGAUGGAGGCAUCAAGUUCGUAGGCCGCAAAGACACACAGAUCAAACUGCGAGGGCAGCGUGUGGAACUAGCGCAGGUUGAGCACAAUGUGCGGAUGUACUUCUCAGACGCAUCUGAAGUUGUGGCGGAAACUGUCCUUCGCGAUGGAGUCCCCGUCUUGAUCGCCUUUAUUGCUAAGCACCUCCAUGAAUGCGACAUGCCGCACACUGAUACCUUAAUCUCUACCCCCAGCGCUAUGUUUCGAGAACAGGCUCAAAAUGCAACUGCUCGCCUCAAAGAAACCUUGCCGGUAUAUAUGGUGCCGUCGGUCUUCCUUGAGCUGGCGCGGGUGCCGCGGACUGCCAGUGACAAAUUGGACCGUCGGAGACUUCGUGAUUAUGUUGCCAGGCUGUCGCUAGAUCAGUUCCGAGCGUUCUCGUUGAAUCCCUCUGAAAAAGGUCCCAGCCGGGAAAUGACGCAUCGGGAACACCUCUUCCAGGAACUGUGGGCCGAGGUUCUCUCUGUCCCUUUGGAUAAUAUUGGCCCUGAUGACGACUUCUUCAACAUGGGCGGAGACUCAAUCCGAGCCAUGAGACUCACCAGUCUUCUGCGGCCUAGGGGCCUUGCCUUGACUGUUCCUGAUAUAUUUUCAUGGCCCACACUUUCUCAGCAGGCUCGUGAGGCGAAGGAAUUUUCAAACCAUGGCGGCGAUGCUCUAUAUCGACCGGGUUCCUUAGUCGGCAUUGACUCGGAGGAACUGGAAACCUUUGCUGCUGCUCAAUUGGCGCCCUUCUUGGGCUCACCUGCCACCGUCCGACCUUCUGACGUCGAGGAUAUGUUCCCCGUGACUGAGUUCCAACGCCGGUUCCUUGAGCCAGUCGAAGUCCAAUACAUGCAGUUGACUCUACCACCUGACCUAGACAAGGAUCGUCUAGUAGGCGCCUGCCGAGCGAUGUUGGACCGCCAUCCCAUUCUGCACUCCGCCUUCGUCCCCGAUCAGCAAGGGGACGGCUACCUCCAGGCUCUGUUACGCCGACCUGAACAUGAUUUCACGCUGUACACCAUCAAUACUGAUGGUACGCAAGAUUUUGAGGCCUUUAUUCACCGCUUUUGCUUGGAGGACGCUGCCAAGGGAGUUCCCUGGGGGGCUCCAGUCUUCCGCGCUGUUCUUGUCUCACGGUCCGUGGGCGUGUCUUCUUGUGACCCCGCUGCUGCUCUCCUUCUCCGCAUAUCCCAUGCCCAAUACGAUGGGCAGUCCUAUCAUUUCAUUUUGCGGGACUUGGCCUCUGCAUAUGAUGGCGAUGCGGCAUCUGAUCAGGUACUGUCUCCUCCAUCUUUCCCGGCCUACCUUCAGUAUCGCCAGGCGCAGGCAAGCACAAGAACCUUUCGGUUUUGGACAGAGUAUCUGCAGGACGCGGAAAUGACUCCCCUGGACCUACCAAUUCCCACCAAGACAACUUCUAUGGAAACCUGCCAGAGUUGUGAUGGUUCUGGUGUGGCAAUUUACAAUAAAACCAUCCCGAUGCCGACCACACCCAAUGGAAUCACCAUUUCGUCACUUAUCAAGGCGGCCUGGGCUAUUGUCCUGUCCCAGGUCACCGGGAGAUCCGACAUCGUCUUCGGCCACGUCCUGAACGGCCGCGACGUGCCUCUUGAAGGCGCCCACGCCAUCUCCGGCCCCUGCGUGACGGUGUCGCCUAUCCGGAUCAAGGUUCCUCAGGGGUCUUCUAGUCACGUUUCAAACUUCCUGAAGCACGCCCAACAUCAAUACAUGCACGCCAUGCCCUACGCAAACAUCGACUUUGAGCUCAUCCGGCAACACGCGACCUCAUGGGCGGCAAACACAUCCUUCAACAGCCUGGUGACGCACCAGAAUGACGGCGAUAUCAGAACCGAUAUCGACUUUGCGGGGCAUCAAUGCCCCUUUCGCAUUCGGUUAGUUGGUGGGACGCCAGUUUGUCAUGUUGUUACCAUGCCCCUGGCCCAUCCGAUGCUGAAGGGCGAAGAAAAUCAAGGUCAAGGCCAGGUUCAAGGACAAGCACAGUUAGGCGUGCGGUUGGUUAUUUCCAAGGGCAGGAUCACAUCUGCGGCCAUGGAAGGGUUGCUUGAGAGGUUAUGUAGCGUUGUCGGAGAUUUGGGUUGUGGGGUAUUUCCGGAUUUGGAGCGGGUUGGAUCAUGUUUAGGUUGAUGACUUUGAUUUAGUCUUCACCUCGAAUUCUGUUUCUGUAUUUUAUUUAGCGAUUCUAGGCUGUUGGCUUUUCUUGUAGAUGUAGCCGACUAAAUAUCAUUGACUAUCUAUGUAUCUA
Messenger RNA from Aspergillus candidus, 16788 nucleotides. RefSeq lists its product as uncharacterized. Lineage: Eukaryota; Fungi; Ascomycota; Eurotiomycetes; Eurotiales; Aspergillaceae. Bases 216 to 16670 code for a protein of 5484 amino acids. Gene Ontology annotation, molecular function: phosphopantetheine binding; catalytic activity. The record is from RefSeq and is a predicted model, not a curated record. Gene Ontology annotation, cellular component: cytoplasm. The transcript has a single exon. Gene Ontology annotation, biological process: secondary metabolite biosynthetic process; amino acid activation for nonribosomal peptide biosynthetic process.